CAACACCUGGGCUGCAUCGUUUUUCGAGGAAUAAUUUGUUCGACCCAUCGCGUCGCCAUUGAUUUGCUGCCAUUACCAAAGUAAUUAUUAUUCGAAUCAAAGUGUGCUCGCGUUCAAUAUAUUUUGUUCUCCCCUUUCUGCAGAGCACUGAAUUUUUCGUUGAAUGUUGUAUGUAGUUCAUUCCAAAGAAAAGUGCAAGUGAAAUCUCCCAUCAGAGCUGGUGGUGCUACCCUUGGAACCAAUUAACCUGCACUAUAAAACGACAAGUCGACUCGGAUUGUAGCCUCGCGAAGUUAAUUUCACACAGCCGCCAUGUCCAGCCAGCCGAAGAUGUCCUCCGAGAUGGGAGCGGCCGAGCAGUACGAGAUGGAGCAGCUCGCCGAAGCGGAAACCCAACGGUUGCACAAACUGCUCCGCACUUUGGAGAUCGAACGAAUCACGUUUCUGGACUCGAAGAACAAAUCUAUGCGCAAGUUUCGAGCGAACAUGCGAACCCUGGAGAAGGAGAAACAGCAACUGCAGCUGCAGUUGGACUGCGAGGAGCAUGGCGUUCACUCGAAGCGGGAAACCGAGAUGGAAUCGGAGCUGGACCUAACGUACGAGAGACAGGAGAAGGCCAACCAUAAUCUGAAAGCGAAGAAAGAAGGGCUGCGGGAGCUGGAGAGUCACAUCAGGAAGAUACAUCGCGAAAUUGCGGAGAUAAGGAAGAAUGAGGUGACAGAUAUUAGGUACAAUGAAACGAUUGCGAGAGCGCAACGAUCCGUAAGGAAGCUUGAGAAUAGGUUGGAUGUGGUGAACAAAAAGGCAGGAGUGGCAAUGGCAGAAAAUUCGCAACUGCGGCAGACGAUCGACCACAUGCUGACGGAGAGAGCAACGUUCAAUAUCAUGUGGGAGAAACUGGUGGCGAAACUGAACGAAGGAAAACGCUACAUGAUGGACCUAAUUGAUCAGGCAACUUCGGCGUACGACACGCGAGAGGAGCUGUGCACUAAGUUGCAAAUAUUGAAGGACAAGGGUCAAAGUGAGAAAGUAACACACAUACAGGAGAUGAGAGAACUGCAGAGGAAGUUGGAUCAUGAUGCAAAGCUACAGGAGUUCCUCAGCAUCAAAGGACAGCGACGAUCGAACGCAGAGCUGGAGGAAAGAGAAGCGCUGAAGAAGCAGAAAAUGCUGGAGAACUUGGAAAAGCAAUAUGCUGAAUAUGAGCAGAUAAUGUCACGAAUCAUGACGUUUUCCGGGGAGGACGAUAUCGACCGUUUGGUGGCUAAGUUCAUUAAGAAGGAGGAGGAAAACUUUGCGCUGUUCAACUACGUGAACGAGUUAAGCCACGAAGUGGAAACGUUGACGGAAAGUGUGCAACUGCUGCAGGAUAAAAUCACUGAACAAAUUGCUAUCAAUGAGUCAAAGGAGCACUCUCAGGAUGAUAAUAUAGAUGCUCUGCGCUUAGCUGAGGUCACCAGUAAGGAAGAGGCCGAUGCCGCCUUUGAGAUCAAGCAAGUCUGGGAUGUGAAGCUAGACGAGCUGCUACGAACUGCGGAAAGAAUUUACAAACUACUCCACUGCGACGAAGCACCUAUCCUGAACUUGCUGAAUAACGAGAGCAAGGUGACGCUUAACAACGCAAAGCUGUUUCUCGGAAUCAUCGAACGCCGCGUGGCCAACAUCAUUAGCAACGUCAACUACGUGGAACCGACGACUAAAAUUCUGGGCAAGAAGGAUCGCGUGCCGAAUUUCAACGUUAAGGAAUCGGCCAAAAUUCGGGUCGAUAGAGGCUAGACGCGUUUGGAUUGUUAUUUACAACUGUUUUAUUACAACUUUUUACAUUUAACAGACUUUUUCUUGGUAGAUAUAAGUUGUGUGUCAAUAUUGCGCGAACAUCUAUCUGAUUUUGUGGUUCUGUAUUUGUUGCAAAGUAAUUCAAUAAUGUAACACUAUGCCUUAGGUACAGUCACUGCAUUUUAUUUCAACUUAACACGUAUUAGUGUGGCAAUGAUUAGAUUCAGAAGACAAAUUUACAUAAUCUAUUACGGUACACAUAAGUUAGCAAGUCUUUAGAUAAGCGUUGUGUAACAGUUAUUAUAUCGUUUAUUAUCAUUAUUUUAAUUCAAAAGAAUGUAAUUUACAAUUACUUACAUUUUGAGGAUAAUAUGCACCAAACGAUACUGUCAAUAAAUUACUACAAACUCUCACAUGGUUUCGAUAAAAGAGUCACCAUUAUUUGCAAUUUUAGAAAUUUUCAAAAUGCAUUUUCCUGUAUUUUUGUACGAAUUUUCUAACACUUGUGUUGACCAUUCUCAAUAUACCACAGUUCAGGUAAUUGAUUCUUUGGCUUAUUUAAGGUCAACUUUGCCAAAUAACCCAUAUUUUUUGAAGCCUCUAACUAUUUUUAAAAUUAAAAACAAAAACUGAAAAAGUGCUGCACGCGUGAGCCGGCCUGAAAAAUUCACCCGAUGAUCGUUCAAAAUCGGGCCAAUCUUUAAAAUAACAGCACUUUUUUGAUUUUAAAAAAGUUAGAGGCUACAAAAAUCAUGGGUUCUUUGGAAAAGUUGACCUUAAAGAAGCCAAAGAAGCGACUGAGACAAUAAAACGAGAUACAAUUUAUGACGAGAAAGGUCAAUUGCUUCGUCCGGUUUUCUUUUGAGUCAAGUACUUUGCCUAAAUCUGCUAAAUUCAGUAAAUUUUGUUAAUUACUGUAUUUAAUCUGAAACAAGUUGAUUAGCAAAUAUAGAUUCUUCUCUGUAUGUUAAAUCAAAUUUCCUAUAUCGCUUCAUCAAAUUAAAGAACGUUGCGACGUGUCACAUGAAUCUAA
This is a messenger RNA of Armigeres subalbatus, 2809 nucleotides long. Its product is annotated as coiled-coil domain-containing protein 63-like. The record is from RefSeq and is a predicted model, not a curated record. The transcript has 4 exons. Bases 313 to 1776 code for a protein of 487 amino acids. NCBI's taxonomy places the organism in Eukaryota, Metazoa, Arthropoda, Insecta, Diptera, Culicidae.